AUGGCCGGAUGGGCACCUCGACGUGUGUCUUGCAACAUUAAUUGCGCAAAUCUAUCUAUCUAUCUACCUAUCUAUCUAAGUCUGUUCAAAUCUAUCUAUCCCGGCAUGUUCAUCUAUCUCAUUCUGUUCAUAUCUAUCUAUCUAUCUAUCUAUCUAUCUAUCUAUCUAUCUAUCUAUCUAUCUAUCUAUCUAUCUAUCUCAUUCUGUUCAUAUCUAUCUAUCUAUCUAUCUAUCUAUCUAUCUAUCUAUCUAUCUAAGACCCGUGUUGCAGCAAGAUACGUGCUUGAACACGUGAUAUUUUUUGUUUGUUUCUUUAUUUCUAUCUAUCUAUCUAUCUAUCUAUCUAUCUAUCUAUCUAUCUGUCUCAUCUGUUCAAAUCUAUCUAUCGCAGUAUGUUCAUCUAUCUCAUUCUCUUCAUAUCUAUCUAUCUAUCUAUCUAUCUAUCUAUCUAUCUAUCUAUCUAUCUGUUUUCUUCUCUCUCUUUAUCCUUCUCUCUCUUGA
Acanthosepion pharaonis is the source of this 501-nucleotide messenger RNA. The record is from the annotation of a GenBank genome assembly. Lineage: Eukaryota; Metazoa; Mollusca; Cephalopoda; Sepiida; Sepiidae.